AUGGGUAUCUGCGCCUCAUGUCUAGGACGUAAUCGUCGGGAACCCCACGAUCCCAACCACCCCGAAUCCUCUCGCCUCCUCGAUGAAGACAUCUACCAACCCGGCUACGGCUACGGUGCCCUCAACCAAAGCGCCCAAGGCAACCACCCAGACCCUAGCUAUCUGAAGCGCGAACGAGAAGCCCUCGAAGCAAUCUGUCAACGAACAUCAGACUCCGUCAUCGACAUCUGGUCCCUCCAACCUCAACCGCACCUCCAACCUCGCGCCACCCUCCCCAGCACCGUUCCCCCUCCUUCAUCCUCCGAUGGCGAUGCGCCACCCGUCAAAGUAAUAACAACUGACUCGCCACCGGCUCGCUCAAAGAAACCCUCCUCCCCGGCUGCAAAGGCAGGCGGCACAGUGCCGAAACACUGGGGCGAAGUGGUGAUAAAUACGCGCAAGAAUCGGUCGCGGCCGGGGUCGAGUACGGAUGAAGACGGUGCUGCUAAAAGGGAUGUGUUCGGAGUGUUGAAGGUUACAUGA
Aspergillus costaricaensis CBS 115574 is the source of this 522-nucleotide messenger RNA. Its product is annotated as LAMTOR1/MEH1 family protein. The record is from RefSeq and is a predicted model, not a curated record. The transcript is spliced from 3 exons. Gene Ontology annotation, biological process: positive regulation of TOR signaling; regulation of receptor recycling; cholesterol homeostasis. Gene Ontology annotation, cellular component: late endosome membrane; Ragulator complex; membrane raft. NCBI's taxonomy places the organism in Eukaryota, Fungi, Ascomycota, Eurotiomycetes, Eurotiales, Aspergillaceae. The coding region runs from base 1 to 522 and encodes 173 amino acids.